Messenger RNA from Impatiens glandulifera, 1986 nucleotides. Its product is annotated as protein NRT1/ PTR FAMILY 6.3. Gene Ontology annotation, biological process: oligopeptide transport; transmembrane transport; response to nitrate. The coding region runs from base 78 to 1841 and encodes 587 amino acids. Gene Ontology annotation, molecular function: nitrate transmembrane transporter activity. The transcript has 5 exons. Lineage: Eukaryota; Viridiplantae; Streptophyta; Magnoliopsida; Ericales; Balsaminaceae. The record is from RefSeq and is a predicted model, not a curated record. Gene Ontology annotation, cellular component: membrane.
UUGAUCCUUUCAUCAUCUUUCUUCUCAUUUUCUCUUUCUCUUCUCUUCUCUCUUGUGCUUGUGUUUGUGUCAGAGCAAUGGAAGUUGAAGGAGCUAAAACCUUCCAUGAUGCCUGGGAUUAUAAAGGUCGCCCUGCCCGCAAAUCAUCUUCCGGCGGCUGGAUUAGCGCCGGAAUGAUCCUAGGAGUGGAGAUGUGUGAACGGCUGACCACGCUAGGAAUUGCGGUGAACUUGGUGACCUACACAACCGAUACAAUGCACCUUGGAAAUGCAACCGCCGCCAACACCACCACUAACUUCCUAGGAACAUCUUUCAUGCUAUGUCUCCUCGGCGGUUUCAUCGCCGACACUUUUCUCGGCCGCUAUCUCACCAUCGCCAUUUUCGCCGCCGUCCAGGCAAUGGGUGUCACAAUCUUGACAAUCUCAACCAUAAUCCCAAGUCUCCGACCGCCGAAAUGCUCCGGCGAAAACCCAACUUCCUGCAUUCCAGCCACCGGAAACCAACUCAUGGUUCUAUUCAUAGCACUAUAUCUAACUGCUCUAGGAACAGGUGGGCUUAAAUCGAGUGUAUCUGGGUUCGGAUCCGACCAAUUCGACGAAACAGUGAAGGAAGAGAGAGCCAAGAUGUCGUCUUUCUUUAACUGGUUCUUCUUCUUCAUUAGCAUCGGGUCUUUAGCGGCGGUUACUGUUCUGGUUUACAUACAAGACAAUAUAGGAAGAGAAUGGGGAUACGGAAUCUGUGCCUGCGCCAUUGUUAUCGGAUUAGUUGUGUUUCUGUCGGGAACUAGACGGUACCGUUUUAGGAAGCUGGUUGGAAGCCCGUUGACACAAAUAGCGACGGUUGUUGUGGCGGCGUGGAGGAAGAGAGGGAUUGAAUUGCCGUCGGAUGCUUCUUUGCUUUUUGACAUCGACGAUUUGCCCGUUGAAGAAUACAAGAAGAAGAAACAAAAGUUACCUCACAGCAAGCAAUUCAGAUUCUUGGAUAAGGCAGCGAUCAAAGACAGACAAAUAUCCGUUACCGCUGUAAACAAAUGGGAGAUUUCAACAUUAACAGACGUGGAAGAAGUUAAAAUGGUGGUUAGAAUGUUACCUAUUUGGGCCACCACCAUUUUGUUUUGGACCGUCUAUGCCCAAAUGACAACUUUCUCCGUUUCUCAAGCCACCACCAUGGAUCGUAGCAUCGGAAAAUCCUUCGAAAUCCCACCCGCAUCCCUAACCGCCUUCUUCGUCGCAAGCAUCCUUAUCACCGUCCCAAUCUACGACUUUAUAGUAGUCCCCAUAGCCAGAAAACUUCUGAAGAAUCCGCGAGGCCUGACUCCGCUUCAAUGUGUCGGGGUUGGUCUAGUCUUCUCCAUAUUGGCUAUGAUCGCGGCUGCCCUGACCGAGGUCAAGAGACUUGACGUAGCCCGGUCUCAUGGUCUGACUGAAAACGAUAAGGCAGUGAUCCCCAUCAGCGUAUUCUGGCUGAUCCCUCAGUUCUUGUUGGUGGGGUCGGGUGAGGCGUUUACUUACAUGGGGCAGCUUGAUUUCUUCUUAAGGGAGUGUCCGAAAGGGAUGAAGACAAUGAGCACGGGUUUGUUUUUGAGCACUUUAUCAUUAGGGUUUUUCUUUAGUUCUCUAUUGGUGACUAUAGUUCAUAUGGUGACUGGAACAACAAAACCAUGGUUGGCGGAUAACAUAAACAAGGGGAGACUUUAUAACUUCUAUUGGCUAUUGACGAUUUUGAGUGUUUUGAACUUGGUUUUGUAUCUUUGGGCUGCGAAAUGGUAUGUUUAUAAGGAUACGAGGCUCGCAGCCGAGGGGAUAGAGUUGGAGGAAGAAGAAUUCAGCAGCCAUGCUUGAAAUUAAGAAGUUUAACCAAUUAUAAUAUAUCAGCAGCCAGAUUUUGGUCAUGAAACAUACACACAAACAUAGAGAUGGGUCUCUCUAUCUCCACUUGAUUAAGUCUAAUAACCAAUUACUACCUUCUUUGUGAUGCUUUUUUGUU